CUUGGGUUUGCACUCGGACCACUUCUUUUCGGACCACUUGCUUUCCUGAUUGGCGGCAGAAGCGUCUACAUUGGAACGUAUUUGUGCUUUACAGCAUUUUCUUUCGGCAUCUCGGAAGCUCGCAAUAUACAAACAGUAAUCGUAUGCCGCUUCUUCGCCGGCGUCAUGGGAAGCUCAUCUCUCAACAAUACGGUUGCCACGAUUGGACAGUUUACGACGCCAACUCAAUUGACUCAGUACUCAAUUUGGUACGCUCUAGCGGCCUUUGGAGGCCCCGGGCUUGGUCCAGUCAUUGCCGCAUUCGUCGACCAUCGCGCAGGAUUUCGAUGGAACCUUCGCAUGCAGGCAAUAUUCGUGGCGAUUUGCACGGUCGCGUGCUUUCUCUGCAUCCCUCAACUGGGUACGCCUGCGUUGUGGCAAAAGAAUAUCGGGACGGGAGAAAGCAAGAAAAAAAGCUCCUUCAUCUGGGCUACUUGCAAAAGAGCCCUUCUGGGUCCGUUCGUCUGGUUAGCAACUGGUAAGCGAUCUUCACGCUGUCAAAGAACUGCAUGUACUGUACUGUACAUUAACAAUCUCGCCCGUACAGAGCCAGUCGUCCUUGUCAUCUGCAUUUAUCUGUCGUUGCUUUACGGCAUCUUAUACGGCUUCUUCGAGGUAUUCCCUUACGUUUUCCGCGACAUCCGUCAGUGGUCAGGAGAAAGUACUGGUCUUAUUUUCAUCAGCCUUCUGGUCGGCUUUUUUGCAGCCGUUGUUGUCGUUCUCGUUCCUCAACGCCUCCACGAGAAGAAAGUCUAUGCUAUGCAGGCCGACGGCAAGAUGCCGCCAGAGACGAAAUUGCAACAAAUGCUCUGGGCUGGGGCGUUGCCGCCAAUCGGGCUCUUUAUAUUCGCUUGGACAGCGCCCUUCACAUCUGUCCACUGGUUCGGCGCUGCCUUUGGCAUGGCCCUUUUUGCUCUUGGGAUGAUGGUGAUAUUCACUGCCCUCAUUCCUUAUUUGGUCGCCUAUGCUGGCUCUGAGGCGCCUCUUGCCCUUGCGGCCAGCACCUUUACACGCGCUGCGUUCGGAGCAAGCUUUCCCCUCUUUUCCGUGCAAAUGUACAAAGGUAUGACAGUUCAAGGCGCUUCGUCAAUGCUCGCUGGACUCGCUCUGCUUUUGGUCCCUCUUCCUUGGGUCUUGAAGAAGUAUGGGCCAAAGCUGCGCGCAAAGAGCCGUCGAAUGUCAUCGUAG
This is a messenger RNA of Acaromyces ingoldii, 1227 nucleotides long. RefSeq names its product MFS general substrate transporter. Gene Ontology annotation, molecular function: transmembrane transporter activity. The annotation marks the transcript as partial. The record is from RefSeq and is a predicted model, not a curated record. The transcript is spliced from 3 exons. Gene Ontology annotation, biological process: transmembrane transport. Lineage: Eukaryota; Fungi; Basidiomycota; Exobasidiomycetes; Exobasidiales; Cryptobasidiaceae.